GAGGGCCAAUUCUCUGUGCCCUUCGUGGGCAACGAGUUCCACCUGGAACUUAAGGCAGACCUGGCAGACGAAGCCAUUACGAAUGUUGCAGUGGUGAUCCGUCAACACGGGCCCGCCAGACCUGGCGACUUUACAUCGUCCUGCCGUUGGUCAAGAGCCAAGAGCUUUUUUCGAGUACUGCUCAAGCACCUCGGUCCACAUGCGACGCUGCCGAGCGACAGCCCCUUGCUGCGCUGGAAAUGCGGCCGUGAGGCGUGCGAUGCAGUGUACAACUACAGGUUGAGCUGCUUUGCCCAAACGAAAACGCUGGCCUCGAAGGACGAGACAUUUGCAUCGUGCCUGAACAAGGCAGGAUACUGGGUGUCUUUGACAAGUUUCUUGAACACAAUCCUCAUGCAAGCUUGGCCAACAGUGUUGCGCGGCGCAGUUGCGACGUCGGCGCAGUUCCAGCCGCUCAUAGACGAGGACGCCGUGAAGCUGGCCAUGGAAUUUUUCACAUACCGACCCCGAAAACAAAAGCCACCAGAUGGGACUCUGCAGCUGUGCUGCUGCUACAAAGCUCCUGCAGAGUGA
This is a messenger RNA of Symbiodinium necroappetens, 573 nucleotides long. The record is from the annotation of a GenBank genome assembly. NCBI's taxonomy places the organism in Eukaryota, Dinophyceae, Suessiales, Symbiodiniaceae.